GCAUUGUCAAGCGUCGUCACGUUGUCCUUUGCAUUCGUAAAGGGUCUGCGCCAUGGCCAACUACACGUACGAUACGAAAUGGCAGUCGGCUAUGACCGAGCUCAACGAGCAAGUGCACAUUGAAGACCACACGCUGGAUGUGGAGGAAGGCCAGGAUGUGUCUCCGCCGCCCGAAGUGUCCAUGCUGGAAGCGUUCCAGCACUAUGCAUGUCUGUAUAUCAAAUACGUUCAAAUCUUCACCAACCUCGAAGAGUGCUACGACCAAAUGGUGCAUCCACAAAAGCGCAUUGACGUCAAGCAGAUCAUGGAGUUGGUGAUGACGCGCGUGGUAGAGCUCAAACACGACCUGGUCAAGUGGAACCCGCCUAACCCGGACGUGCGCACCACCCCUGAACGCAACUUUCCAUGGGAGUAUGUCAACUUGGACGACCUUUUGGUUGACUUGAAGCUGCCGCCGAGUCUCUUGGAGGUGCCCGUGCCCAAGUACUUUGUGGAAGACAGCAGCUCGGACCUCAAGAAACGAGAUCGGCUCGUAAAAGGGUACAUGAAGCUCAAACUUGGCGUGGAUUCGUUGCCGGUGGAAAUCACGGAAGAGAACGUGUCCCUGACCGACACUAUGUCGUUGGAGGAAGCGAUUCAAGUGAUCCAACGCAACGAACGCGGACGUCAAGGCAAACAGCGCGGGUCCCUUGUUCGUGAACUGCGCGAGGAGGAGAAGCAGCGCCGCCUGUACGACAACGCCCAGACGCCCGAGAUGGAGCCCGAGCUGGCCGCGGCCAACAUCCAGCGCGUGUUCCGGGGCCACAAUUCCCGCGGCAAGGCCACAAUCGAGCGCGACGAGGAGCUCGUGUUCAUCGGGAUGAAGCCCCCCAAGAACGACAAGGCGGUGGCGUUGGAAAUGGAGCUGGCGCUGGCUAAAAUCCGCCGCAAAACGCAGCAAACGGACAACAAGGAAGAGUACGAGCGGUCGCUCACCGACGUCCACGAGACGGUGAAAAACGAAGAAGGGCCGUUUAUGAAGGAAAAAAUGCUGGAGGAGCGACGCAAAUGGAUCACGGACGUGAUGGCUCAAGGCCAGCUGCCUGAGGACAUGGUGGGGUACUACUUGAUGAUUAACCCGCCGCCCGUGGACGCAGAACCCAAAGACGAGGACGAGGGCAAGGGCAAGAAAGGUGACAAAGGCAAGAAGGGGGACAAGGGCAAGAAGGGUGACAAGGGCAAGAAAGGGGAGAAGAAAGGCGAGAAAGGCAAGAAGGGCGCGGCGGAAGAAGAGGAAGAGGAGAAGCCGGAGCGACCGCCGCCGCUCACGGGCCCGUCCGAGCUCUGCACCAAGCUGGCGGGGGGCGUGAACGCUUUCGAAAGCGUGUGGCUCGAACGCGACGAAAGCGACAACUUUCAGCAAAAGUACGACAUUGAUUUGGCCAAGGAUGUCGUGCGCGGCCCGGUCGAGUGCCAAGUCCGGCAACAAGUGGACGAAAUGCUCGUGUUGCAGCUGUCCAACAUCAAGGCGCAAUUGGAAGCCGCGGCGGCGGGGAAGAAGGGCAAAAAAGGCAAAAAGGGCAAGAAGGGUAAGAAGGGAAAGAAAGGAAAGAAAGACAAAAAGGGCAAGAAGGGCAAACCCCUUCCAGGGGAUAAGAUCGCCGAGCUCAAAGGCCGGACACCCGACACGAUGCUGGCCAUCCUCGUCGAGCAAAAGCUCGUCAACAACGUCACGCCGUGCGCCGUGACCGAUUUCAUCGGCGAGUAUAACUACCUCGGCACGGUUUACCAGAGCUCGGACCGCCGCGACCGCUACGGCAACUGGGUCCCCCAAGACCCGUCCGCGGCCCAACUUCGGGCGGCGAUCGUCGAGUAUUGCGUGCUACCGCUAGGGUCGUUGCCCGUUCGCACCAAGGUGAAGCACGUCCGAUCAAUUCUAUUCUAUGGCCCCAAAGGCUCGGGCAAGACCAUGAUGGCCCAGGCGAUUGCGCAUGCGACGGGGGCGCUGUUCUUCAACAUGUCGGCGUCCAACUUGGUGGGCAAGUUCCCAGGCAAGAACGGACCGACCAAGGCCAUUCACAUGGUGUGGAUGCUGGCCAAGUCGAUGCAGCCGGCCGUGAUCUACAUUGACGAAUGCGAGCAGAUCUUUGCACCCGGCAAGAAGAAGGCGGCGGACGGCCCCACGGGGUACCGUAAGGACCUGCUCACGUACUUGAAGUCGAUGGACAUCAACGACCGCGUGCUCGUGAUCGGCACGUCGUCCAACCCGAUGGGGGGCGAAGUAAAAGACUUCAAGGCGUUCUUUGACAAGUUCUUGUACUUUCCGUACCCAGACUACCCGUCGCGGGUGCUAUUGUGGCGCGCCACGAUCCAGAACACGAUCCAACACCACUCGUCGUCGGGGUCGCCGCCGCGAAUCCCAGACGAACUAGACACGAGCACCCUGGCGCACAUUUCCGAAGGCUUUUCGUCCGGAUCGAUUCGACGCGCAGUCGAAAACACGCUGUCGGCGCGCCGCGUCGAGCGCAUGGAAAAGCGACCGCUCAAAGAAGACGAGUUCAUCGGGGCGUUGGCGCGGCAGACGGCGACCUUCGCGGACGACCACGAAAAGUUCAAGAACUUCACAGCGCAAGUGACAGGGCUCAAGGAAACCCGCGACGCCAUUCGAAAGGCGCUGGCCGGGGACGCCGAAGGCGCCGACGAAAAGGGAAAAGACAAGAAGGGGGGCAAGAAAGGGGGCAAGAAGGGGAAAAAGUAGGGCGUUAAAACAUGGGGACUGUUUUGUUGUUGCCUA
Messenger RNA from Aphanomyces astaci, 2773 nucleotides. RefSeq lists its product as hypothetical. The transcript has 9 exons. Gene Ontology annotation, molecular function: protein binding; ATP binding; ATP hydrolysis activity. Bases 53 to 2737 code for a protein of 894 amino acids. Lineage: Eukaryota; Oomycota; Saprolegniomycetes; Saprolegniales; Verrucalvaceae. The record is from RefSeq and is a predicted model, not a curated record.